This is a messenger RNA of Chiroxiphia lanceolata (lance-tailed manakin), 1757 nucleotides long. RefSeq names its product tetraspanin 3 (gene TSPAN3). Gene Ontology annotation, biological process: protein localization to plasma membrane; regulation of vascular endothelial growth factor signaling pathway; protein maturation. Bases 93 to 854 code for a protein of 253 amino acids. Gene Ontology annotation, cellular component: membrane. The transcript is spliced from 7 exons. NCBI's taxonomy places the organism in Eukaryota, Metazoa, Chordata, Aves, Passeriformes, Pipridae. The record is from RefSeq and is a predicted model, not a curated record.
CGCCGGGCGGUCACGUGCGGCGGCGCUGAGGGGGCGGCGGGGCCGGGCCGGGCUGAGCGGCCGCGGGGCUGAGCGGCGGCGGAGCCUUCACCAUGGGGCAGUGCGGCAUCACCUCCUCCAAAACCGUCCUGGUCUUCCUCAAUCUCAUCUUCUGGGCAGCAGCAGGCAUCCUGUGCUACGUGGGAGCCUAUGUGUUCAUCACAUAUGAUGACUAUGAUCACUUCUUUGAAGAUGUCUAUACACUAAUCCCAGCAGUUAUUAUCAUAGCUGUGGGAACACUGCUUUUUAUUAUUGGACUUAUUGGGUGCUGUGCUACAAUUAGAGAAAGUCGCUGCGGGCUUGCUACGUUUGUGAUCAUCUUGCUCUUGGUUUUUAUCACUGAAGUUGUGGUGGUGGUUCUUGGAUACAUUUACAGAGCAAAGGUGGAGGAUGAAGUGGAUCACAGCAUUCAGAAAGUGUACAAUGGAUACAAUGGGACAAACCCCGAUGCAGCCAGUCGGGCCAUUGACUAUGUACAGAGGCAGCUGCGCUGCUGUGGGAUCCAUAACUACUCAGACUGGGAGAAUACUGUCUGGUUCAAACAAACUAAAAAUAACAGUGUGCCCCUCAGCUGUUGCAAAGCAGCCCUCAGCAAUUGCACUGGCAGCUUGACCCACCCAAUGGACCUUUAUUCGGAGGGGUGUGAGGCUCUGGUUGUAAAGAAGCUUCAAGAGAUCAUGAUGUACGUCAUCUGGGCAGCACUAGCAUUUGCUGCUAUUCAGCUUCUGGGCAUGUUGUGUGCCUGUGUAGUUCUAUGUAGGAGGAGUCGGGAUCCUGCCUACGAGCUUCUCAUCACUGGCGGAACCUACGCCUAGAAGAGCAUUCAGAGGUGCAGUUCAAUCUGACCCCACUCCUGUGGAAGGGGACUGGGCCAGCUCUACUUCCAUAGCUUUCUUGCCCCACGCUUAGUCCAAGCACACCUUUCAGAGCCGAGGGCAGCGGUACCGUGCACUGGUGACGGGCAAAACAACUCAGCUUUACACAGACCCCUAUAAUUACCUGUGACUUUCACUGUUUUAGCCAGCUAUUCAUGUAUCUCAAUGUUUUAGUAUACUAGUAAACUUUCUAAUUUCAGAGCCAUUUGCGAGUUCAGUGUAAUUUGGUUGCUAUGAAAGUCAAAGGAUGUGUGCCUACUUUGGUGGAUUACCUCUAAGCAUUAACUGGCUGAUUCUUGCAUAUAGAGAGAGGAUGUCUUAAACCUUCACUACAUGGAACUUUUUUUGGCCAAAGUUGUACAAAGGAAGCCAGCUGUAUUUAAUUUGAGAAGAAAAAAAUAUUUUAAUCUUGCCCCUCACCAGUGUCACUUUUAGGAGAAAAAAAAAUUAAAAAAAAAGGAAAACUCUUAAGUGAAGUCCAGUACACUUUAUAUAUAAAAGAAAUCUUAAAAAAAAAAAAAAAAAAAAAAAAAAGGACUAACCGAUUUUAGGAUUAUGUUACUGCAGUUUUGACCUUCGGAGAUCCAGUCUUUCAAACAUUAGUAGUUUAAAAUACAAGCUGGCUUUUCAGGAGUAUAAUGUAUGCACUACUGUUCUAUAAUGAAAUAUUUCAUUUUUCUAUGAAGAGCGGUUUUAUGUGUUGAGUGAACCUGUUAGACUGUAGACCUUAAAUUGGUUUGGAAACGAUGUAGCCGUGUAGAGUAGAAAAAUAGUAUGUGAAAGUGAUCUCAACUGUAAAUAGUAAACCUGAUUAAAUAAAUCUCUGUAUAUCCUCCCUAUAAA